GCGUUAGUGUCUAUUGCAUUUCUUUCGGCAUCCAUCUGAUUCCUUUGUUUUAAUUUCUCCCCAUCCUCUGGAGUCGACCAAACGACAAGCGGGGAGCGCAUGUGACUGGGGAAGAAGGUUCUCCCACCCCCAAUGGUUCUUGGUUUGAAUUCAGGAACCAAGUCAUUUUGGUUUCAAUAACACGCUGGCCUAAAAUGCUCGCUGACGAGACCCAGUCUUGCUUUGCCGCAAUCAUCCCCAGCGCGGUCAUUCCCCAGAGCUCUGCCCAAGCCGGCGGGAAAAAGGUGCAGCCUGCUCGCUCUCUGGGUCACAAUCGUAAAAGUGGUGUCUGGGCAACCGGCAGGUCUGGGCGCAGGGAGGCAAGCAGGCAACAGCGUUUAUUGCGUGUCCCGCUUGCCAGCGGCUCAGUGACAGGACGGGCUUCCCCCCGUCUCCUUUCCCGAUUCUUCCCUGCUCCAGAGCUAUCGCUUUGCAGUCGGAGAGCCAGGCGGAGGUUGAGUUGGACUAGCCCACCCGCAUGCAGUUCCCGGAACGCGACAAGAGCGCUCUCCUUCCCCCGAUUAAUGGGGCCGCUCCAGCUCCUCCCGCGUUCCUCCCCGGCGCACCACCAUGGAGACCCAGGUCUGCGCGAACAGCGCCGCCACCGCCGCCUGCUGUAGGUAGACUAAAGUGGGAUCCUUAUGAAUCGACAAUGAAACAUGAUUUUGUCUUUAAAUCUACAACAGACCCUGAAGCAGAUUGUGCUAGAGCAGGGACAGGACACGUCAUUCCCUUUCAAGUAGAUGAACCAACUGCAAAAAGUAUCUACAAAGAUGAAUUCUGCUGGAAGCCAUAUUCCAAGGCAGAGCCUAUAACUAACGGGUUUGUGACAGUAAAGGACAGGAACAAUCCUCAGCCUGGAGAACGUUUCCUGAUAUGGCAACUGCCUCGAGAAGAAGCAGCAUUACCUACAGAUAGCUUUUCACCAUGGACAAAACCUUUUAGUAAACAAGAUUUGGAGGAGGUACUAAAGAAGCAGUACAAAACAGUAUACACAAGAGAUUAUUUAGGAAUACAGCCAGGUGCUCCAAGGGAUGAUGUUGCUCUCCCUCCAGAUUGGAAAACAUUACUGCCAAAGCCACCAGAUACUGAAGUCAGGCGCCAUUAUCAGCCACAAAUCUAUGCACCUGAAUUAAUGGACUUCACUUGGAAAUACGGAUGUAAUGCAAAACGUAAAAUUCCGGUCAAAGGUGCUGUGCCUUCAAUGACAAUUGCUCAGAUCUGGAAUCAUGAACAUAGCAAACAUCUGUCCACCUAUCAGAAGGAUUUUGGAAAUGAUUAUCUUGAUAUCCUAUCAGUUCUGAAUUCCGUAGAUCCAGAAGAAAUUAAAGAAUAUGUGGAAAGAGCUCCUAAGCCAGAAAAAAAAAUCCUUCAGAAUUUUCUUGAUAGAGUCAGUGGAGACAAAAUAUUACAAAGACCUUCCUCAUCAAAGAAGUCAGAAGAAAAUCCAAUCAAAUGCAUCUGAUACUUUUCAGAAGAAAUUUCAUCAAUAUUGAAGGGUGGCUGUUUCAAAGUUCAAUAUCCGUAUGAUCUGUCUUAAUAGUAAACCAUUUGCAGACUACUUUAACUUUUCUUAUACUUGACAGUUUCUUUAGAAGUCUUAAAAGACUGCAGUGGCAUUACUAGUUUUCUAGCACUGACAAUAUAAUAUGAAUUGAAGCAGUUUUCAGUUAUUAUUAUCUAAGACAUGGUAUGCUUGAUAUAUUGCAGAUCAAAUCUCUUAAUCAAUUCCAGUUGCACUGGGGAUUAAUUUUCAUCCUGCUUUGAGAUUAUAUUAAUUUGUCAAAUACCUUUGUUUGACUGACAUAAUGUACUGACAUAAUAAUCAGAUACUUUAAUUGGGACUCUAACCUUACAGAUUUAAUAAAUGGAUGAGUUUUAGUUGAUAAAUUGCUUGUUUUUUUGCAACCUGAUAUCCUUCCAAUUAUGCUAGGGUUGCACCUCCUAGAAUAUCCAGCCAAAAUAUUGAUUCCAAAACAGUUGAAAAUCCCCCAAAGAUAAAAUUAAACAAUUGCAUUUGCAUAGGUGAAAUAUAGAGGCACAAUUAAAUCAUUAAAUUUGCACAGGUAAAAGUAGGACGUGUCAUCUUAAAAGAACCAUCUCAGAGUAUGAAAAAAGCUGAUUACCUGACAUUAGGUAUUUACAUAUUUUCUGUAAAUAUUUGUCUGGUUAAGCAUUAACAUUUGGUCAAUCAAAUACUUCAAUGAACCUCUUUAUUUCUUUGAAGCCAUAUUUUUACAUGUUGCUAGAUAAAGAUCUGUAUUUUUACAUAUUAAUUAUGUUCAUUGCUUUAUAAAUCUGGUCAGAAACAAAAAAAAAACCAGGACAAGCUGAUUAGAAAAUAUUUCUGUUGUAUAUGUUUAUUUUAUAUUAUUUUUGGUCAAUUCAGUAUUCAGUUACAUUAAAAUCCAUAAAUACAUCCAAGGCCAUGGAACAGUUAGAGGGGGAAAUUAAGGCUCACAAUCCCUUGCACACUUAUUUCAAAAUAAGCCUGCUGAUUGUGCUAUUGACAUUAUGAUAGAAUGUAUAAUAUUCCUGCUGUGCUUUAUAACAGCCUAAUCAAACCAUAUGCAAAUUAGGAGAAUGUUUAUGGAAACACUGCUUUUCAGAUACAGCUGAGUACGUGUAUGAGGGUAGGGAAGGAUAAAGAUAAAAACCUCUGCUCUUUAGUGACAUCAAAUAGAAGUGCAAGGAAUUAAAUAUAAAGACAAAGCUAAUACAGCUGCUUUGCUGCAGUGCAAGAGGGAUAUUACCCAGUUGCUUUAAUACAUUUAGGAAAGCUGGUUUGGUGCAAUGUGCUCCUUUCAAAUGUUUUGCAUAGCUCUAGAACAGUGGUUCUCAACCUUUUUAAUGCCGCGACCCCCAACCGGUCGUAAGUCGAGGACUACUCAACUGAUCGUAAGUCGAGGACUACUCAACUGGUGCAGCACCGUUUGCAGAA
Crotalus tigris (Tiger rattlesnake) is the source of this 2980-nucleotide messenger RNA. RefSeq names its product testis expressed 26 (gene TEX26). The transcript is spliced from 7 exons. The record is from RefSeq and is a predicted model, not a curated record. Gene Ontology annotation, cellular component: cytoplasm. The coding region runs from base 518 to 1504 and encodes 328 amino acids. NCBI's taxonomy places the organism in Eukaryota, Metazoa, Chordata, Lepidosauria, Squamata, Viperidae.